This is a messenger RNA of Schizosaccharomyces octosporus yFS286, 690 nucleotides long. RefSeq names its product Sim4 and Mal2 associated protein 4. The transcript is spliced from 2 exons. The record is from RefSeq and is a predicted model, not a curated record. Gene Ontology annotation, cellular component: Mis6-Sim4 complex. NCBI's taxonomy places the organism in Eukaryota, Fungi, Ascomycota, Schizosaccharomycetes, Schizosaccharomycetales, Schizosaccharomycetaceae. Bases 1 to 690 code for a protein of 229 amino acids.
AUGGAUAUAUAUGAUAAAAAAAAGUCGUUUUUGACGCGUCAAAUACAGCUCUUGUCUCAUCCUUUACAGAUUCCCAAGAAACUACAUAUACAGUCAGAAUCAAAUGACUUUAAUCAUUCAGUUGUUGAGCGGGUUUUCCAAAGAUUACAUUUGCGCGUGAAAAGACAUGUACGAUUCAACUAUUCUCAGCAAGCGACGCAACACGUUGCAGCCCAAAUAAGAAAACUUUACGAACAAACUACCCAGUUGGAGAAUUUGUCCUCGCUGCCUUCCUAUUUAUACGGCGACUUUGACUUACAUGACAUUAAAAGCUUGCAAGAUUUACCGCACCCAUGGCCAUUUCAGUUGGAGCAAAGCGAACAGGAAAAACAAAGUCAACAGGAUUAUUACGACUCGCUUCUUGGAGAAUUGAUGUCUUCAUUAUCUUCCCUAGAACAAAUAAAGCAAGAACGAAAAGUUACAGAGGAAUACCGAUUGUCUCUGAAACCGUUCCUGACUAAUACUCAAUUGCCCACGAGACAACAGUGGAAAACAAACACAGAAUUACCAACUCUUCUUUCCUCUAUUAACGUAAAAAUCGCUAGAGCAAACGCUAAUCUCAAAAAUGAUUCCGUCAAGCCCAUACAACCCGUUAAGAAAGAAGUAAUAUACCCACUUGAAGAGAAACUUAAGGAGCAACACUUUCGCUAA